AUGCUCUACCUUUUUAACAAAGGUCCAAGGGCGGAGAAAUCACUAGAUCUAGAUGAAGAAGUAGAAAGAAGGGAAAAGAAGGUAAGCAAGACAUGUUCAACAGUACGAAACCAAGAAACCCGUAUUCCAGAUUACAGCAAGGGUUGGAUCAAAAUCGGAGUCGCUAUAGCAAUUGAUGUGGCUUCUGCUUUGGAUUAUCUUCACAACCAUUGCCACAUUCCAGUCAUACAUUGUGAUAUAAAGCCAAGCAACAUUCUUCUCGACAAUGACAUAACUGCCCAUGUCAGUGAUUUUAGUUUGGCAAGGCUCUUACAAUUUCACAACGAUGAAGUUUCUAAUAGCCAAACUAGCUUUGUUGGUAUAAAAGGAACCAUUGGAUAUGCAGCACCAAAAUAUGGUAUGGGAAGUGUGGUGUCCACUAGUGGUGAUGUAUAUAGCUACGGAAUCCUUUUGUUAGAAUUGUUCAUAGGAAAAAGACCUACUGGUGGCAUGUUUAAAGAUGGCCUAAACCUUUACAAAUUAGCUAAGAUAGCUCUGCUAGAAAGAGCGAUGGAGAUUGUUGAUCAGAAACUUGUAUCAACUAUAGAAGAGGAGGAAACAACUAGCAUAAAUUCUAGGACACAAAUGGGAAGGGAAAAAUCCCAUGAGUGCUUAACUUUGAUGCUCAAGAUUGGAGUUGUGUGCUCUCACGGGAACGAAUAA
Molecule: messenger RNA, 702 nt
Organism: Camellia sinensis
Lineage: Eukaryota; Viridiplantae; Streptophyta; Magnoliopsida; Ericales; Theaceae
Source: RefSeq, a predicted model, not a curated record